Molecule: messenger RNA, 777 nt
Organism: Punctularia strigosozonata HHB-11173 SS5
Lineage: Eukaryota; Fungi; Basidiomycota; Agaricomycetes; Corticiales; Punctulariaceae
Exons: 5
Coding region: 112-696 (194 amino acids)
Source: RefSeq, a predicted model, not a curated record
CCGAUUGGAUUUAGCCAUAAGUAUCCUCGAGAGCUACGAACCAUGUCCUCAAUCUCUCCUGACUGCCGCUCCCUUUCCUUGUCCUCCAUUGACCCAUAACAUCUCACCAACAUGAUCGGCUCUUCGAGUUGUCGUCUUGUAACGAACCUGCUUUUGUUGGCAAAUUGCGCCAGCUUUGCACAUGCGCAGACCUUCGGGAGGCGUAGGCGCACGGGCAUCGCCGGCGGAGCUAUCGCUGGCAUAGUUAUCGCUGCACUCGCCGUCAUCUUCCUUUGUCUCCUAUGUUCGGUCUUCCGGCGACGUCGCCAAAUGCGAUUUAUGUCGCCUAUGGGCGCCCCACCCACGGGAUAUAAUGGCGCGCCAAGCGGUCGCAAAGUCGGCUUCAUGUAUUUCCCGAAUCGCACUGGACAGAACUCUGGUGCUGGAAUGGCAGAGGCCGGGAUGGGAACCGGCGCUGGCUACGGUCAUAAUAACCCCGGACAUGGUACCUAUGGUGGUGGCGGUGACCGGAUGCAGAUGCCGCAAGCCGCACCCGCGCCCGGCCCUACGCACCCUGAACAGAUCAACAUGCCUUCCCCACCUCCGGUUUACCAACCUACCAACAAAGGAUAUGCACCACCUCCCGGAGCGCCUCCCGCUGCUCACACCCAACACGAAUAUGCUCCCCCGACUGGUCCUCCCCCGCCCAAAGCUUGAGCACCUGUUCCAGACUUCCAAUGUGACAUAUGGUAUGACGGAUGUCAUACUGUAUGAAGCAGUGCGUGUAAUGAUACGCGG